Molecule: messenger RNA, 2247 nt
Organism: Camelina sativa (false flax)
Lineage: Eukaryota; Viridiplantae; Streptophyta; Magnoliopsida; Brassicales; Brassicaceae
Source: RefSeq, a predicted model, not a curated record
UAUGUAUCUUUAUGUCUCUGUUUCGUCUUCUCCUUCCUGCAGUGCUAUUAAUCAUUACUCUGUACUCUGUUUCUUCUAAAAGAAACACAAUCUUGAGCUCUUUUUUAACACCUUCUCUGUUUUCCUGCUUCUGAUUCUUUUACAGAAUAAAAGCAAUUCAUGUUAAUGGGGAGCUUAAUGAUGGAAGAGAAGCAAUUAGAUUUCAACCGCCCGCUUAUAUCCAUCAGACGUCCUACGCAAACUUCAGAAUCUGAGAGCAAAACAAGAUCUUUUGAUUCAGUAACAAACAAGGUUCUUCCUUCUCCACCUGUUUACAAGUCUGAUAUUAAGUCAGGUCCUGUGAGAAAUCCAGGAACUGUUCCUUUUCAAUGGGAACAUCAACCCGGAAAGCCAAAAGACGAAAGGAAACCGGUUUUACAAAGUAACGUUGAGCCACAUUUUGUGCCAAAGCUUCCUCCUGGUAGAGAGCGAGUAGAGUUAGUGAGGAAACCAGAAGCCAGAGCUGAUCACCAGACCAAAACUGUUAGUAAUAAUGUAUCAUCAUAUCAUGUGGAGGAUGCAAAGAGUCAUAAUAGUUCACGGUUUGAUGAUUAUGAUAGUGAUGGUACCUAUCUUGAUGCAACUGAUACACUUUCAAGAUCUGAGUCAUUCUUCUUCAACUGUAGUAAUGUUAGUGGUGUGAAUGGUUUGGAUGGUUCAGGGAUAGUAGUAGAGCCAUUUGGGACUUUAUCUAGUGAUCGACAAACUCAGGAUCUAAUGAUGGGGAGAUUCUUGCCUGCAGCUAAAGCCUUGACUUCAGAAACACCUCCACAUCUUGUUAGGAAACCGCCUAAACCAGAAGAACCGGUGAAGCAGUUGAACAAGAAGGUCGUGUUUGUAAAGGAGAAACAGAACAAAGUCGAGCAAAAUCCUUAUCGAUUCCAUCAUUCGCUUGAUCAAGAAGAAGAGGAAGAUGAGAAUACAAGCAGCAUGGCUUCUGGUGUUUGUGGAUUAGUCCCUCAAAUCUGCUUGAGAAGCUCUUUAGGACUAUUGAAUCCGGUUCCAUCUGUGAGAAUGCAGGCGCCAAGAGCUGUUUCUGUUCGUCGUAUGCGUUCUAAGUAUCAAGAUCCUGCACCUACUAAUGAAAGUCAGAACAAGGUACAAACCAAUGAAGAUAAGAGUAAGUUGAAGCUAGUUGCACAAGGGUCUUCUCAAGGUGAGUCCUUAUCAGUAUCUUCUAUUCCACAAGGAAAGGAAAAACUUGAGAACUUUGGCACUGCUUCACGCGCAAAAGUCAGCAAAAACUUUGGUGAAUUGUUGGCUAGCGAUGAUAAUACAUGGGAACCUUCCUCUGAGACUCCUGUGGCAGAGAAAACUCUGUAUGUAGACACUGUGCAUUCAGUAGAUAAGAAGGUACAAGAAGAGUCCAAGAAACAAUAUUCACUAGAGAUUGUUCCUGUUAAAGAUGUUCAGAACUUGACUGAAGUCGAUGAAGAAGCUGUUAUCCCACAGCCUAAAAGCACCGAGGAAAUGAAUGAGAACAAAGAUGAGGAUUUCACUAAAUUCUCAAGUGAAAAAGUUGAAGAGUGUUCUGAUCAAGCUAUUGUUGCAGUGCCAGAAUCCAAUGUGGUAGAGAUUACAAAGGAGAAGAAGAUUAAUCUUGAAGACCAGUUGCAGGGAAUCACAAAAAAUCUUGAAAAAAGUUCAAGGAUUCAUCAUCGGUCAUCGUAUCACAUUGUUCCUCCACCACCAUUACCAAAAGCUCCUUCAGAUUCUUGGUUAAAGCGUACAUUACCAACAAUACCAUCAAAGAACAACUCAUUCACAUGGUUACAGUCUCUUGGCGAUGAGAAUCACUUCACCAAGGUUCAAACAAAUCCAAAGUGGGAAACUAUGGUCAAAACGUCCAAUACACAACAAGGUUUUGUGUGCUUCUCCAAGGAAACACUCAACACUAUACCAGAGGCAUAGCAAGACAUUCCCAGUGGAGGUAAUGAAGAAACUGUAAAAUUUUCACACAAAAUUACAUGUAAAUCUCAACAUUAAUAAAGAAGGGGAAUGGCCAAUAAAGUUUGUUUUUUUUCUUUCUUAUAAUUAUUUGUGUAAAUCUGAAUCAAAAGGUUCAAUGAUAAAGAGAAAAGCUUUGGAGAUAUAAUUGUCUGUCACUUGUUGGGGGGAGGUUUCUUGUUGAAGUGAUGUACAGCUCAUGUUAACAGAGAUUUUAUGGCAAUAAUACUCCAUAACGUGACACUGCUUCUUUAUUCUCUA